Molecule: messenger RNA, 741 nt
Organism: Neohortaea acidophila
Lineage: Eukaryota; Fungi; Ascomycota; Dothideomycetes; Mycosphaerellales; Teratosphaeriaceae
Product: transcription factor TFIID-domain-containing protein
Exons: 2
Coding region: 1-741 (246 amino acids)
Biological process (GO): DNA-templated transcription initiation
Molecular function (GO): DNA binding; RNA polymerase II general transcription initiation factor activity
Source: RefSeq, a predicted model, not a curated record
AUGGAAGCAGUUGUGCAGCUUUCCAACCCCACUACGCCGCUUGAGGCCAGCCGCUGGCACUCGACGAUGGCCGUCGACAUCAACGGCGCUGCGCCUGGCGCGGUCAACGGCGACUCCACACAGACCCCACCCACAGCCGCAAACGGCGCUGCGAAAGACGGCGCGCAAAAGCCUGAUGGGCAAGACACGGGGAAUGUGUCGGGCAUCGUGCCUGUGCUGCAGAACGUCGUGGCCACCGUCAACCUCGACUGCCGUCUCGAUCUCAAGACCAUCGCGCUCCAUGCCCGCAACGCCGAAUACAACCCCAAGCGUUUCGCUGCGGUCAUCAUGCGUAUUCGUGAGCCCAAGACUACCGCCUUGAUCUUUGCGAGUGGCAAGAUGGUUGUGACGGGCGCCAAGUCCGAGGACGACAGCAAACUCGCCGCACGAAAGUACGCGCGAAUCAUCCAGAAGCUGGGCUUCGCCGCCCGCUUCACGGAUUUCAAGAUCCAAAACAUCGUCGGCUCUUGCGACGUCAAGUUCCCCAUCCGCCUCGAAGGCCUCGCCAGCCGGCAUCACAUGUUCAGCUCCUACGAGCCCGAACUCUUCCCCGGUCUCAUCUACCGCAUGAUGAAGCCCAAGAUUGUCCUGCUCAUCUUCGUCUCCGGCAAGAUCGUGCUCACCGGCGCGAAAGUCCGUGAGGAGAUCUACCAGGCUUUCAACCUCGUGUAUCCCGUGCUUGCGGACUUCCGGAAAGCGUAA